This is a messenger RNA of Fusarium falciforme, 4551 nucleotides long. Its product is annotated as DUF676 domain-containing protein. The transcript has 6 exons. Gene Ontology annotation, molecular function: protein binding. The record is from RefSeq and is a predicted model, not a curated record. Bases 13 to 4551 code for a protein of 1512 amino acids. Lineage: Eukaryota; Fungi; Ascomycota; Sordariomycetes; Hypocreales; Nectriaceae.
GAUCCGCCCACCAUGUCCCAUCAAUCCCACGAGUCCGACUCUGGCAGCCUCACUUUAAUACACAAUCGCUAUGGAAUUACCGAAUUUUCCGAGGGCAUUCCCAACAAUUGCAAGGCCGAUAUCGUCUUUAUCCACGGCCUGACGGGCGACUCGUAUUCAACAUGGAGACACAAGAACGCAGAACUGCCAUGGCCGGAAGGCCUUCUCGCUCAAGACAUCAGCAACUGUAAAAUCCUAAAGUACGACUACAAAAUAUCUGCUAUCGGCUGCCUGGAUAAUGGUACCCUGAGGGACCUUGCAGCCGACUUUCUUAAUGAGCUCGUCAAUUGGAGACGUGAUAAUGAGUCAGAGCGCCCUAUCAUCUUUGUCGCUCACAGCCUGGGAGGUAUCUUGGUCAAGCGCAUGCUCUCGGAGUCCCAGUCUCGAGAUGCGCCCUACAACAUCGGGUCGCUCACCCGCGGUAUCAUCUUUCUCGGCACUGCUCAACGUGUGUCAAGAUUACAAGACCAUGGGCGUAGAGUCUUGCAAGGUCUUCGAGAGAAUAAAGAUGAUAGAAAUAAUAGGAUGGAACCAAACAUCGAGUUGCGGGCCAUCUUCCAGCCAACCUCGGGUAUCCUCGACAACACCCAUAGCUUGUUUAUGGAUUGGGUCGGAGAGAGAAAUGAGGACCCUUCGAGGCCUACUGUCCACAUCGCAUCUUUCUAUGGGAAAUUGUCUAUGGUGAAAUUACCGGGGUUGGGAGAGAUAAAGAUUGUAGACAGGGCCUCGGCUUUGGUUGGGGAUUAUACUUGCAUGGGCCUCCAGUGCAAUUACAAGAGCAUGGCCAAGAUCCCCAUCGACAAGACGGGGUCUAGCUAUGAUGACUACUGCAGCGUCAGAGCUCAAAUCGUGAAUGCAGUUCGCUUGGCCAAGCCCAAGGAUGAACUUGCUCUAGGAUAUACAGCCGAGCCUAGUAAGGACGAGCUGGAAGCGUGGCGAGAAUGUUUGCAAUCGUUUGCCUUUUCUGACGUUCGACAGCGGUUCGAGACCGUGAGCCCUCAUCUCGAAGGAACAUUCGAGUGGAUUCAAGACAACAAUGUAUUCAAGUACUGGCUUGAACAUCCUAGAAAAAACGUUUUUCCCCUGUCUGGAAAGCGUGCAUCUGGGAAAUCAACAUUCAUGAAAUACCUGACAAGAAAAGAAGCGCUUGUUUCGUGGGCUUGCAAACAAAACCCUUCCAGACAUGUCAUGGUUCUCAGCCAUUUCUUUCACUAUAUUGGGAAAGAUCCUUCCCGAACGUUUGAAGGGUUCCUGAGGUCUAUUUUGUUCCAAAUCGUCAAGACAGAUUUGGCGGCUUUCGAACCGGUCCGGGAAAUUUUUGAUGUGCGGAGACUUCACCAGCCAUUACCAACCUGGCCUAGAGAUGACCUGGAAGAGGCGUGUUUCGGAGUCUUCAAGCACUGGGGAGACCGGAUGGACGACCAGCGCCCGAACAUCUAUCUUGUCAUGGAUGCAUUGGACCACUUUGACGGCGAACUUCACGAGAUGACUUCCUUUCUUCGGAAAAUAUUCGAGCUUUCCGGUGGACGCUUGAAAAUAUGCAUUUCAAGUUCACAAGAGAAGAAGAUAGACAAUGCCUUGGCCAACCUUGAAAGCCUUGGCGUCCUUCCGAGAUUUGAGAUUGACAAGCACACCCGACGAGAUAUUGAAAUGUACAUCGAGGAAAACUACCGAGAGCUCACAGAAAUCUCUGUGGGUGAGGGCAAAAUGCUGGCGGAUGUGAUUCGUGAUCAUUCCAGGGGCGUCUUCCUUUGGGUUCGACUGGUGUGCAAAAACCUGGUCAACUGCGCAAUAACGAAGACAGAGCUGGCCAGAACCCCGGCUGAUGAGUUGCGGCGUCUUCUCAACAAACUCCAACCUGAUCUGGAGGAGGUUUACGAGAUGAUGUUCAAAACAAUUGAGCCAGACGUUCGACACGAGGUUGAAAAGGGGCUGUCCAUUGUGGUAGCAGCCUCAAGACGUCUGAGUGUCGAAGAACUACAGUGCGCCAUGUAUUUCAGUAAUCACAACAACAACAACAUCAUCAACAGGACCAACAUCAACGACAAGAACAAUGAGCCGCUAAGUAAAAUCAGCGAGGAGUACCUGACUCACAUUGGAGUAUUCAACCGGGAUUUGCGGGCCGCGAUCGAAACAAGGUACCGCGGAUUCUUGGAGUUCACCCAGAAUGGGUCCGAGCUCAUUGUUGAGCCUUGCCAUGGGACAGCCUACACCUACCUGACCGAACGCUGCAAGCCUCAGCCUCAAGGCCCUGGGGAAGCCUUCAAGGAUCUGACGGCCUACGGGGAAAAUCUGCUUUAUGAGUCAUCGACAGCGUAUCUCAGUUAUUUGAGGAGGGAGGAUCUGCCUCCAGAAGCAUCCCAGAUUCUGAAUCUGUUUGCCGAUGCCAAAGAUGAUGAGCAGGUGCCUUGGUACGAGGGGAGCGUUGACAACACCUUGAGCUACAAAUGGAGCACGAAAGCAGCUCCAGGAGGACCGCAAACAAUGAAUAUCCUGAAUGUCUGCUCAGAAUACCCAUUCUUAUCCUACUCGGCCGAGAACUGGGGCCAUCACGCAAAAGCUGGCUGCUCGGCUGAACUAGAACCCGUUAGGAAACUCGAACGAGACCUAUUCAAAGGUUCUUCUUUGACGAGGUCGCUAUGGAAACUUUGGGAGCUCAUUAUCAAGGCUCGGUUCGCAAUCUCACGCCUGCCCUGCUUUCCUGGGAACUGGAGUUACUAUCCCGAUGCUGACGACUCGGAAGAAAUCGAGGCAUUCUAUGUCGUUGAAGGAGAUACUUUCCGUUGCUUCCUGUGGGUUUUCUGGGAGCACAUGGAGGCCAGGCGCGUCAACCCAUAUAUCCUCUCGGAUCUACCCCUUGAUGCACUGGAAUACCUUUCCUCGACAGGUUGUGCUGGCUACCUAUACCGAGCUCUAGCCAGACGACCAAGCAAAAUAAGACAUCCCAAUCGACUACUCCUGUCCACUAUUCGAGCGAAGAGCGUUCCUAUGGUGAAGCGUGUCCUACAACGGUAUUCGCUGAAGAAGCUCAAUGUCAACUUUGGCGAACAAGCUGUAUUUCAGGCCAUCGACUUCUCUAACAAUCCGGACUGGGGGGAUCAGUACGAAUUAUUGGUCAAAGCACUUCUGGACCAUGGAUUCCCUGCACACAAAAGGGUCCGGUACACCAUUCGCGAUGAGCAUUGGAACACACAUCGAGAGAUCCAAGUUCUGAAGAGACAGUUUGAAAGCAGCCCUCUAGUUUUGGCCAUUCUACUGCACCGUCACAAAAUUGCUGAGCUUCUCCUGAGACACAAGUCGUGCAAAAAGGCGGUUCGUCGAGACAUCAGCUGGGUUCUGUAUCGAGUUCUUAAAAUGGCGACUGAGAUCCAACCCGCCAACAUCAAGGGCAUCAAACUGCUCCUAGACAAGGGCGCAAGCACAAAGGGUGUCAAUGUGGAUUCCAACAUGCCUCAGGACACGCCCCUGGGCAUUGCGCUCUCUUGCAAGGAGCUCGCCGUUGCUGAGACACUCCUAGCCCAUGGGGCUGAUGCUAACUUUCGCUGCGAUCGUGCCAGCCAGCUCAGUGUCAUGGCAGAGGCCGAGAACGACUUCCCAAAGCGUGUUCCGCUGCUGCUGCGCUGGGGCGCGGAGGUGGAUGUGUGGUCCAUGGAGGAGGGCUGCAACAAACACCCAGGAGAUAACAUGGUUAAAGAUGUCAUUUCCGUCUUGAUGGACCAUUUGUACAAGAAAGGGGACAUUAACAGACUAAUAGAGGACCGAGAGACCGCCCUACACAUCGCGAUUCGCUAUGGCCGAAAAGAUCUUGUCAAAAGAUUGAUUCAAAAACUGGAAGCCGACGUGAACAUCCCGGAUCGCAAUGGAGAUUUCCCCAUCCACGUGGCUCUGCGGCAAGCCAAAGCCAUGGCACACAUCAAACUUCUCCAAGGAAGCCCGUCGUUUAGCCCUUCUGUCCUAAAUCACGAUGGCAGGACUGCCUUUCAGCAGGCAAAGUUCAAGGGGCAGUCUUCAUUGGUCAGGGAGCUCAGAGAAUGUGGACUGGGCGAGGGCGAGCAGGAUUCUGAGGACGAAGAGGAUCCUCUGGAGGAUCCCCUGGCAGUAAUAACAUAUCCGCGUGCGUCAGAGACCAAGGUGGACAUACUUCGCUUGGAAGAGCCUUCUGGAGGCACGAUCCUCCGGACACGGCCAGUAGAUGCCCUACACGGCAUCAAUGAGUUCAUUCGUGGUACAGAUGAGCCUUGGAAUGCACUCCGCCAUUCUGUGCCUCAGGGCAUUCGAGAUGUCGAUCCUAACCUGCAGAUACUUGAAAUACGGCUACCGACGCAGCCAGAGGCGAUUCCGCAGGAAUCAGAGAGUCUGCCGUUGCUUGAAGGAGCUAUCACAGACGAGAUACAGGCUUUUUCUCAAAUUCAAAGGAUGGGCACGCCAACCAUGUCAGACAUGUCGGGUGACGAAUUUCUUGCUGGCACAGGGAGUUGGGAUGGGCAUUAUGUGGAUUGGAAGAGACAAUAG